ACUCUAAGUGAUUGUGCAAGAAAUCAAAAUAACGCCCUCAUUUAUAACAAAUUCACAUUCGGUCAACCAAAAAUAAAGCCUUGGCUGUGUCCCUUUUUCGGAUUUCCGUUGAUUCUUCUUUUUUCUUUCAAUUUUCAUUUUCUUCCCAUCUCAUUCAACCAUAGCUCCGUUUCAAAGUAAAACGCUCAAGAUUGCCGUUGCAAAAAAAACAAAGUGAACAGCAGUACCUUUUUGUGGAAAAUCUUCAUCACAACUCCUGUUGAUCAAGACUCCUGCUUUUUACUGCUCUUUUGUAUGCACACACACACUUUACAGCUCGAUUCGUGCAGCAAUAAACAACAACUCCGAUCAAAGUCAGUGUAACGAUCAAGUUUACCUUACGAUCCCAUCCGGAGUCACCGAACUUGAACCAAACCGGCGUCUCGUGACCAUCUGAUACUGCCAUCAUGGGCGCAUGUAUGUCCACAUCGGAGGAAAAGGAGGCAAGGGAUAGGAGUGUGAUGAUCGAUAAACAGUUAGAGGAUGAAAGUCGGCGAUUCAAGAAAGAAUGCAAAAUUCUAUUAUUGGGAGCGGGAGAAUCGGGGAAGUCUACGAUUGUUAAACAAAUGAAAAUCAUUCAUCAAAACGGAUACAAUCAUGAAGAAUUGAUGGUUUACAGACUAACGGUGAUUAAAAAUUUGGUUGAUUCUGCACAAGCCCUCGUUUUGGCUCUACGGAAAUUCACUCUAGAACCCGAACACGAAGAGAACCGAGCAAAUGCAGAGAAGAUCUUGCAGUAUCGGGUCGAAGCAGAUCCGAGCACAACACUAGAUGCUUCAAUGGGAGCGGCAAUUGAGGCUCUAUGGAACGAUCCUGCAACAAGGCUAGUGAUGGAAAGAAGUAGCGAGUUUUAUAUGAUGGACAGCGCACCAUACUUCUUUGGUGAAACAAAGAGGAUUGCAUCUCCAAACUUUAUACCGAACGAACAUGACGUCCUACGUGCCCGUUCCAAGACCACCGGAAUAUCGGAAACGAGAUUCAGCAUGGGACAGCUAUCCAUUCACUUAUUCGACGUCGGAGGGCAAAGAAGUGAACGUAAGAAAUGGAUUCACUGUUUUGAAGCGGUUACCAGUAUCAUUUUCUGCGUUGCACUUAGUGAAUACGAUCAAGUUCUACUGGAAGAAAGCGGUCAAAAUCGAAUGGCGGAAAGUUUGGUUUUGUUUGAAAGUGUGGUAAACAGUCGUUGGUUCACGAGGACGAGUAUCAUUCUGUUUUUGAACAAGAUUGACAUCUUUAAGCAAAAGAUACCGCGGAUACCUCUAUCGAACUUCUUUGAAGAAUAUACCGGCGGCAAUGAUAUUAACAAGGCGGCCAAGUAUAUCCUAUGGAGGUUCACACAGACAAAUCGAGCGAAAUUGAGCAUCUAUCCGCAUCUUACACAAGCAACAGAUACGAGCAAUAUAAGACUCGUCUUUGCUGCUGUGAAAGAGACAAUCUUGCAAAAUGCUCUGAAGGAUUCAGGUAUUUUGUGAUGCAAACACCACUUUCCAAGGACGAUUACGUUGCACCAUAUACCCCCCUUUCGAUCUAAUGCGGCAUUUUCACCAUCAGCUUGCUCCCUUUCGCUCAUAAAAUCAGUGUUGGCAAGCAAACAUUCCAAGCCCGACAAAUGGUCAAACGAUCGAGAUCUCAGUCUACGAUUUCGAUUCACAAAGUCGACUCUCUUUUCCUCAAGUUCCUGCAACAAUGCUGCUAUGGUCGCUAAAAAUUGGCAAUCCCAUCUUUCUCCAAAAAAUAAUAAUCUCUUUCUUUCUCUUCUCUCGAUCUCACGAUGUACUUUUUGGCUGGUAAGGCUCUACGUAGCUAUAACUCUCCCCUGUCACCCUAAUAUCAAAAUCAUUAUACAGUAUUUACCACUGAGAGAGACAAGCACGCACGC
Messenger RNA from Meira miltonrushii, 1918 nucleotides. RefSeq names its product guanine nucleotide-binding protein alpha-3 subunit. Gene Ontology annotation, molecular function: GTPase activity; GTP binding; G-protein beta/gamma-subunit complex binding. Gene Ontology annotation, biological process: adenylate cyclase-activating G protein-coupled receptor signaling pathway. The record is from RefSeq and is a predicted model, not a curated record. The transcript has a single exon. The coding region runs from base 447 to 1511 and encodes 354 amino acids. Lineage: Eukaryota; Fungi; Basidiomycota; Exobasidiomycetes; Exobasidiales; Brachybasidiaceae. Gene Ontology annotation, cellular component: heterotrimeric G-protein complex.